Messenger RNA from Salvelinus fontinalis (brook trout), 760 nucleotides. RefSeq names its product myosin regulatory light chain 2, atrial isoform-like. Gene Ontology annotation, cellular component: cytoplasm; myofibril. The coding region runs from base 106 to 543 and encodes 145 amino acids. Gene Ontology annotation, molecular function: calcium ion binding. The transcript is spliced from 7 exons. The record is from RefSeq and is a predicted model, not a curated record. Gene Ontology annotation, biological process: heart contraction; cardiac muscle tissue development. Lineage: Eukaryota; Metazoa; Chordata; Actinopteri; Salmoniformes; Salmonidae.
AUCACACCUAGUCCUGGGCACAGAGAGCCACUAUACCACACACAGACAUGGCCAGUAAGAAGGCUGCUAAUAAGAGACAGAGGGGAGCCCAGAAGAGCUGCUCUAAUGUCUUCUCCAUGUUCGAAGUCUCAGAUACAGGAGUUCAAGGAGGCUUUCGGCUGUAUUGACCAAGACAGAGAUGGUGUGAUCAAAAAACAGGACCUGAGAGAAACCUAUGGACAGCUAGGGAAGCUGAACGUUAAGGACGAGGAACUGGAUGAGAUGUUGAACGAGGGGAAGGGUCCCAUCAACUUUACUGUGUUCCUCGCUCUAUUUGGAGAGAAACUCAACGGCACAGACCCUGAGGACACCAUCCUCGCUGCCUUCAAGCUCUUUCACCCAAACUGCACAGGUUUCGUCAACAAGGAUGAGUUUAAACGAUUACUGAUGAACCAGGCUGAUAAAUUCACAGCAGAGGUGGACCAGGCGUUCUCGGCAGGCAACAUCGAUUACAAGUCACUGUGUUACAUCAUCACACACGGAGACGAGAAGGAGGAGUCCUAAAGGCCCUCAGCAAAAAACCUUGACCCUCAACCCAUAACCCCUGAUAGGGCAGAACUGGAAUCUCCUCUGUGGUUGUCUUUUGCCAAUCCAGUAAAGAAAUCAAAUCAACACCUGUUUGUAAAAUAUUUCUGUUUAUUUGUGGUUACAUUUAGAUACAGUACAGUUAGUACAAAUACUAUCUCACAGUUGAAUAAAAGUGUUGUCAUCUUUACAGUCA